Ruditapes philippinarum (Manila clam) is the source of this 297-nucleotide messenger RNA. RefSeq lists its product as uncharacterized. The transcript has a single exon. Bases 1 to 297 code for a protein of 98 amino acids. Lineage: Eukaryota; Metazoa; Mollusca; Bivalvia; Venerida; Veneridae. The record is from RefSeq and is a predicted model, not a curated record.
AUGUCUAGGUGGAAUUGGAAAGGGUUAUUGAAUUAUGGUAGUAAUGGUGGUGGUAGUGGUGGUGGUGGUAGCAGUAGUAGUGUAAGUGGUAGUAGUUGUAGUAGAAAAAGUAUAAGUAGUAGUAGUGGUAUUAGUAGAAGUACUGGUAAUGUAAGUGGUGGUGGUGGUAGUCAAAGUCGUAGUGGUAGAGGCGGUAGUGGUGGUAAAAAUGGUAGUGGUAGUAGUCUUAGUGGUAGUGUUAAUGGUAGUGGUGGUGGUAGAAAUGGUAGUGGUAUCGGUGAUGGUAGUGGUAGUUAA